Cooperia oncophora is the source of this 780-nucleotide messenger RNA. NCBI's taxonomy places the organism in Eukaryota, Metazoa, Nematoda, Chromadorea, Rhabditida, Trichostrongylidae. The record is from the annotation of a GenBank genome assembly.
AUGAAGCCACUCAUCGGAUUGGUCCUGGUCCUCGAAGGGUAUAUGAUACUCUCGCUCGAGCUUGACCCUUUGCUUAUACCUCCGGAGUCACUGACACCUCAAGAAUUGGAAGAAGAAAUGACGCCAGAACAAAAACAAAUGGAAGAACUGGAGUUGAAGCCAAAUCCGGAAAAUCUUGUAACAGAGAAACAGCCACCGAAAAUACCUAAAAAGCAGGUGCAGCCACUUUCAUCAAGCGAGCAGCCCUCAAAAGAGAAGCAGACAAACGAAAAACUUCAAAAACAGGAGCAGAUUAACAAAAAUCUUACAGAGCAGGAGCCACCAGAAAACGGUACAAAAGUGGAGGAGCCACAAGAAAAACUUGAUCAGGAAGAGGAGGAUGAGAUAGUCGUUGAAAAACCUGGUCCAGAUGACUUCCUGGACGAGUUUGCCAAGGAGUUCGUUGGGCACACUGUCCAAGAGAUUCAAAAAGCGCCCUGGGACUCGCCAGCAAAAAAGCUGCAAUCAGACGGUAAUGACUUGUUAAAGAAGCUGAAUAAGUACAUCGAAGAGUCCGAGGUCAUGGGCAGCGAUGCCUACUUGAUUCUCUGGCAUACGCAGACAGAACUUGAGUCGUUGGGUUACGGUAUUGUGACGAGAUCCGAAGUACUGGACAGACUGAAGCGGUUUUGGGAUAGCAUGGAAGAGGAUGACCGUAAAGAGGUGCUCAAAGAAUUUCCUGUUUUCAAAAUGGUUGACAACGCAGUAAAAUCAGAAAAGGAACUGCAUAAAUAUUACUGA